AUGCUUUUGAAUAAAAAAAUCAUCAAAAUAUUUCUAAUUCUCGUCGAAAUCUCCAAAAUCCUUCUUGCCAAAGUUGCCGUAACUUCAACAAUUUCCCCGGAAAUUCUCACAAAAUGUGUGGAAAAUGAUGAUGGAAUUAUCAUAGAGGAUCGGAAAAUUUGUGUGAAAAUGUUGGAGAAAGAAGAUUUGGAGAUGGAAGAAGUUGUGGAAGUUUGUGAAGAUUUGGGAGGAAUUUUGAUGGAAACUGGGAGCGAGCAGAAUCGAAUGGUUUUGAUGAGUGAGUUUUUUUUGGCUCCAAAAAUUGUUUUGAUCUACAAAUUCAGCGCCGCAUUUUCAGAACUCAUAAAUCAAAAAUGUCACGGUAUUUCAUGCCCACGAGUUUGCCUCAAUGACAAUUUCAACACCAGUAUUUCUCUCGAACGAAACCCGAUUUAUCUGGAAAUCCUAAAUCGCCCUCGAAAAAAACAACUCUGGGAAUAUGAGCGAAAAACAAUUGUGCCAACUCAAAAAAUGUCAACCGGAGAUGCAAUGUUUCUCGAAAUCGAUCAAAUUCGCCCGGGAACUUUGGAAGUUUUUGAGCUCAUUGAUUUUGUUGUCGACGAAAUGAAGAAUGACGAACAGGCUUCGGUGUUGUUUCAAAUGGCGAUUUUCCGGAAUUUUAGUGAUAUGAAAAAUGGGGAGCUUGUGGAUAAAUUACAAUUUCGAACUGGGUAUAUUCAAAGGAAAAAUGAUCAAUUGAAUGUGGAGAAAUUGGUGACGCAUGAGUUUUUGUUGAAGGAUGAGAUUGCGAAUGAGACGAGUCAGAUUAUUAAAAUUCAGUGGGUUGAAAGAACUUCAGAAACCUUUAAUUUAGAGUCUGUGUGUCAAGCUGUCAAGCCUAUAAAACCUAGUUAUCAAGCAGCCGAGCCUAGAGUUUGACUCUGACAAGGAAGCGCGCCUUGAGAACUUCUAUGUCAAGCAGCCGCGUCUAGAGUUCUACUCUGACAAGGAGGCGCGCUUUGAGGUCUUCUAUGUCAAGAAGUCGAGCCUAGAAGGCCUAGUUAUCAAGCAGUCGAGUCUAGAAGGUCUGGUUAUCAAAAAGCCACGCUUACAUUUUGACUCCGACAAGGAGGCGCGCCUUGAGAGUCGCUUUGUUAAAGUACGGCGUCUUCAGAGCUUCUAUGUCAAGCAGUCGGGCCUAGAGCUCGAUUCUAACAAGGAGGCGCGCCUUGAGGUCUUCUAUGUCAAGAAGUCGAGUCUAGGAAGCCUUGUUAUCAAGCAGCUUAUCCUAGAUAGCAGAAUUGUCAAGCAGUCGCGCCUAGAAUUUGACUCUGACAAGCAGGCGCGCCUAGAGUUCGAUUCUUACAAGGAGGCGCGCCUUGAGAUCUUCUAUGUCAAGUAGCCUAGCCUAAAAGGCCUAGUUAUCAAGCAGCCGCGCCUAGAGUUAGACUCUGACAAGGAGGCGCGCCUUGAGAGUCACUUUGUUUAGGGACGGCGCCUUGAGAGCUUCUAUGACAAGUAGCAGCGCCUGUAAAGCCUAGUUGUCAAGGAGCCUAGCCUAGAGUUCGACUCUGACAAGGAGCCGCGCCUUGAGAGUAGCUGUGUUUAGGCACGGCGCCUAGAGCUCAACUCUGACAAGGAGGCGCGCCGUGAGAUCUUCUAUGUCAAACAGCCGCGUCUAGAAGACUUAGUUAUCAAGCAGUCGGGCCUAGAGCUAGACUCUGACAAGGAGGCACGCCUUGAGAGUCGCUUUGUUAAGGUACGGCGCCUAGAGAGCUCCUAUGUCAAGUAGCCGCGUCUCUAAGCCUAGUUAUCAAGCAGCCGAGCCUAGAGCUCGACUCUGACAAGGGUGCGCGCCUUGAGAGUUGCUGUGUUUAGCCACGGCGCCUUGUGGUCUUCUAUGUCAAGUAGCCGCGCCUAGAGGGCUUCUUUUUGAAUUUAUUCAAAAGUCUGGGAGAAAAAUUUCACGUAUCAUCUAAAAUUUCUGAAAUUUCAGAAAAUUUCUUCGCCACGUGUAAAAUCAUCGAUUUUUUGCAGUUUCGCUGAAAUCGGAAAAACAAUUCUAACAGCCGAUGGACUUUUGGACGAUUCUUGGGAGUUCGAAACACCCGAAAUCGAUGGGCGAUUGUUUUUGAGUCGCGAAAAAUUCGGAAUCCCCAAAAAUCAGUUGCUAGAUGUUUAUGUCAUGAAAGGGUAAUUUAAAAAACCUUAAUUAAUUAAUUUAAAAAAUAAUUAAUUUCAGAGGAAAUUGUCGAAAAUCAUCCUAUCAAAAUCAAAAUUUAAUCGAAAAUGGGACCAUUAAUUGUCACUGGACCAAUUCGAUGGUAAGAUUUUUUUUUAAAAAUUCGGAAAAUCUAAGUUCAACUCGAAUUUUGCAGCAAACAGUUCCAGUCUACUCUUGCGAGCCCUCAAAAUUUGUGGUUUGCCAAUUUCCGACGGAUAUUAAGUUUGAAAAUAAUGCGAUUAUUUUACCGGAUCGAAAUAUUUCGAGAGGAAAUUCGACGGGAAAAGCUGAGAAAUUGGGAGAUGGUUGGGAUGAGAGCUUUGAUGGACUUUGGAGUUAGUUUAUCUUGGGAAAGGGGUACAGUACUCUAGAAAUUUUUGGAAAAAAAUACAGGAGAUACAAACAUCCAAAAGUAUCCUCUGAAGACCCUACAGUACUCCUUAGGAACCCUACAGUACCCAUUUUUGUUUUUCCAGAAAUGGCGCCUGGACUUGUGCUAACUAAUAUCAUAAUUGGAAGCCUAACAAUGAUCAUAGUUAUUUUUAUGAGAAUUUUUGGGAAAAAAUAA
This is a messenger RNA of Caenorhabditis angaria, 2771 nucleotides long. NCBI's taxonomy places the organism in Eukaryota, Metazoa, Nematoda, Chromadorea, Rhabditida, Rhabditidae. The record is from the annotation of a GenBank genome assembly.